CUCUGGAGAGGGACCGGGGGGUGGGGGACACGAGCUCGCGGUCGCGGCGCGGGGGGGCGGCGGCGGCUGCUCCGCUCCCUCCUCCUGCCCCCGGCGGAGCACGGCCUGCCGGCCGGGGGGCUACGGCGAGCCGAGAUGGACCCCAACAGGAUCAUCCAGGCGCUGAAGGGCACUAUAGACCCCAAGCUGCGCAUCGCAGCCGAGAACGAGCUCAAUCAGUCCUAUAAGAUCAUCAAUUUUGCUCCAAGUCUACUGCAAAUCAUAGUAUCAGAUCAAGUUGAGUUUCCAGUGCGCCAAGCAGCUGCCAUCUAUCUGAAGAACAUGGUGACGCAGUACUGGCCAGACCGUGAACCACCUCCUGGAGAAGCAGUAUUUCCAUUCAACAUUCAUGAAAAUGACCGUCAGCAGAUUCGUGAUAACAUUGUAGAAGGAAUAAUUCGCUCUCCUGACUUAGUGAGAGCCCAGCUGACAAUGUGCCUGCGUGCUAUCAUUAAGCAUGACUUUCCUGGCCAUUGGACAGCGGUCAUUGACAAGAUAGGCUACUACUUGCAGUCUCAGAACAGUGGAAGCUGGCUUGGGAGCCUCCUGUGCCUGUAUCAGCUGGUGAAGACUUAUGAAUACAAGAAAGCAGAGGAGCGAGAUCCUCUCAUAGCAGCAAUGCAGAUAUUUUUGCCUCGUAUUCAGCAGCAAAUGAUCCAGCUUCUGCCUGAUAAUUCCCAUUACUCUGUGCUUCUUCAGAAACAAAUUUUAAAAAUCUUCUAUGCUCUUGUUCAGUAUGCGCUGCCACUCCAGUUGGUGAAUAACCAGACUAUGACCCAGUGGAUGGAGAUCUUCCGUACCAUCAUUGACAGAAAUGUACCUCCGGAGACAUUGCAAAUUGAUGAAGACGAUAGACCAGAGCUGGUGUGGUGGAAAUGCAAGAAGUGGGCAUUACACAUUGUAGCUCGUCUUUUUGAACGGUAUGGAAGUCCGGGAAAUGUAACUAAAGAAUACUUUGAAUUCUCAGUGUUUUUUUUAAAAACAUAUGCUGUGGGCAUACAACAAGUUCUAUUAAGAAUCUUAGAUCAAUACAGACAAAAGGACUAUGUUGCACCACGUGUCCUUCAGCAAACGUUAAAUUACCUGAACCAAGGGGUCAUUCACUCUGUAACGUGGAAGCAAAUGAAGCCACACAUACAGAGUAUAACAGAAGAAGUGAUAUUCUCCCUAAUGUGCUACAAAGACGAGGAUGAAGAGCUGUGGCAAGAAGAUCCAUAUGAAUAUAUCCGCAUGAAAUUCGAUGUAUUUGAGGAUUAUGCAUCCACAACAACAGCAGCACAGAAUCUCCUUUAUACAGCAGCAAAGAAGAGAAGGGAGGUAUUGCCAAAAAUGAUGGCUUAUUGCUACCAGAUUCUGACAGAACCAAACAUUGAUCCAAGGAAGAAAGAUGGAGCUUUGCAUGUUAUAGGAUCCUUAGCAGAUAUUUUACUGAAAAAGAGUGUAUUCAAGGAUCAAAUGGAGCUGAUGCUACAGAAUCACGUAUUUCCACUGUUCAUGUCUAACCUGGGGUACCUCAGGGCUAGAUCCUGUUGGGUACUUCAUUCAUUCAGCGCUUUGAAUUUUCACAAUGAGCUAAACUUGAGGAAUGCAGUAGAGCUGGCGAAGAAGAGCCUGAUUGAUGAUAAAGAAAUGCCUGUCAAGGUAGAAGCUGCCAUAGCUCUUCAGAUGUUAAUAAGCCACCAGGAGCAAGCUAAGGAAUAUGUGAAGCCUUACGUAAGACCAGUUAUGCAAGAGCUCUUGCACAUUGUUAGAGAGACAGAAAAUGAUGAUCUUACAAAUGUAAUCCAGAAGAUGAUCUGUGAGUACAGCCAGGAAGUAGCUACCAUCGCUGUUGACAUGACACAGCACCUGGCUGAAAUAUUUGGUAAAGUACUUCAGAGUGAGGAAUAUGAGGAAGUGGAGGACAAAACAGUUAUGGCCAUGGGUAUCUUGCACACUAUUGACACUAUCCUAACAGUUGUAGAAGAUCACAAGGAGAUAACUCAACAGCUGGAGAGCAUUUGUUUGCAGAUCAUCGGCCUUGUUUUGCAGAAGCAUGUUAUAGAGUUUUAUGAAGAAAUACUUUCCUUGGCAUACAGCUUGACAUGCCAGAUGAUUUCACCUCAAAUGUGGCAGCUUUUAGGUGUUCUCUAUGAGGUUUUCCAGCAGGAUUGCUUUGAAUACUUUGCAGAUAUGAUGCCUCUCUUGCAUAAUUAUGUGACCAUUGACACUGAUACUUUACUGUCUAACCCAAAGCAUUUAGAAAUCAUUUACGCUAUGUGUAAAAAGGUAUUGACAGGAGAUGCAGGAGAAGAUGCAGAGUGCCAUGCAGCCAAGCUCCUAGAAGUAAUUAUUCUUCAGUGCAAAGGACGGGGUAUUGACCAGUGUAUUCCACUCUUUGUGGAGGCUGUUCUGGAGAGGUUGACAAGAGGAGUUAAAACAAGCGAGCUUCGUACCAUGUGUCUUCAGGUUGCUAUAGCUGCACUCUAUUACAAUCCUGACCUGCUUUUGCACACCUUAGAGAACAUCAGAUUUCCACACAAUCCGGAGCCCAUCACUGCACAGUUCAUAAACCAGUGGAUGAAUGACACAGACUGUUUUCUUGGACUCCAUGACAGAAAGAUGUGUAUAAUAGGACUUAGCAUCCUAAUGGUGUUACAGAACCGACCACCUGCAGUGGAUGCUGUGGCUGCUCAGAUUGUCCCUUCAAUUCUCCUCCUUUUCCUGGGCUUGAAACAAGUUUGUGCCUCUCGAGAACACACAGAACAUGAGGAUCAUGCUAAAGAUGAAAAACACGUUGCAGAACUUAAUGAAGAGAUACCAAGUGAUGAGGAGGAGACAAAUGAAGUGAGCCAGGCAAUGCAGGAGAACCACAGUGGAGGUGGAGACGGAGGUGGAGACGAAGAUGAUGAUGACGAUGAUGAUGAUGACUGGGAUGAAGAUGCAUUGGAAGAGACUGCUCUUGAAGGGUUCAGCACACCUCUUGACCUUGAAAAUGGUGUUGACGAAUACCAGUUUUUCACACAAGCACUUUUAGCUGUGCAGAGCCGAGAUGCUGCCUGGUACCAUUUGCUGACAGCACCGCUGAGUGAGGAUCAGAAGAAACAGCUGCAGGAAAUUUAUACAUUAGCAGAGCACCGGCGAAAUGCUGCAGAGACUAAGACAAUAGAGCAGCAAAGUGACUACACAUUUGACAACAAAGGACUGAUCAUAGCAUUUAACUUUGCUGGAAGUACUCCUGGUGGAAACUGAAGGAUCAGCUACGAAAGUCAAUGAGAAGGGUUUCAUCAUUACAUUUUUUUAAACUCAUCACAACUUCUGAGUGAUAGGGGAGGGUAAUUUAAUGCUGCUGGAAGUUCUCUGAAGUAUAGCAGUGUGCUUCCCCCGCCAGAAUGCUUUUUCUAACCGGCUACUGUAAUUUACAAAUUCUUGUGGUGUUUUUAUAAUUUGAUGGACUGAAAAGGAAACAUUUGUCCUCAAGGAACCUGAAUGACUGGGAGGGGCCAGGCUGUAUCUAAUUGAGUUGCACUUCUCAGGUUUUUUGCUGUGCAGAAUUGAUAGAUUCAUAUGGAUAACAGUGCCUUCUGUUGUAUGUGGAUUGCCUGAACAAAUGGAUUUUUGGAGUGCAUUAUAAUUUUUUAAUUGUAAGAACAUUUCUCGAUAACACUGUAAGCCUUGGUUCCAUGUUUUCCUGUCAUCUACUUUUUACUACACCGUUUAACUGUUUGUUGGUUGCAUAUCUGUUGCUGGAUUCAGAACACAAUCUCAUCCCAACUUGGUGCAGGCCAAAUGUGAAUGGGGAAGUGUCUGCUGGAGCUGCAGAGCGUACACUGGUUGAGUCAGAGCGUCUUAAUGAAAUUGCAGAUUUUCCCUUGACGUAGUAGUCUUAAAUUAUUUCUCUUAGCUAUGGAAUCAACUCACUUGAGUUAUGAUGGCACGUGUGGCAGUUGGCUAUCCUAGACCUACACUGACAUUACCUCCUGCCUGCCCAAGUGGUGUGGCCUUCUCAUGUAGAUGUGCUACAUGGCAACUUUCCACUCUUUUUGUAAGGUUCAUAUAACCUGAUUUCCUGUUUUUAUUCAUUCAUUACCAUUCCAAUGGUAGUACUGAAUGCAUAAUGUGGUACAAAAUAUUUACAGUAUUUUAUUUAUCUUGAUAGAAGAAAAGCAGUCCUGGGCUUGCUUCUUACUGUUACACUUCUGUGAUAGAAUUUCUGGUCUGCAUUCCAUUUGGCUGUUCUUGUUCAGUUCUGAAAUUGAAAUUUGAAAUUUCUUUUUGGACAGAUUUUAUUUUUUUUCCUGAAUUUCAAAGGCUGGUUUCUCAUGAAUUGAAACAUAUGUCAUAGGUUUUAUUCUUUUUUUUUUUGUGAUUAUGUUCAUUUAGUGAGAAACUUAGCAUUACAAGAAACUGAUAGCAAUACCAGGUUGAGUGGGUGCCCCUUUUCUAGUUCUACUGGGGUCUCGGUGACGUAGUCAAAAUAAGUUGGGGUGCUUUAGAACAUGCAGUUUAAAUUGGAGAUAAAAUAUUUAGUCCAGUUUUUGUCUCUGUGUUAAUUUCUAUAAUACUUAAAAAUAUUUACAAAGCAACUUUAAAGCACACACCAAUGAUGUAAUUCUUCAAAGCACUGACCCAACUGGAAGGUUCCCUUUCCCAUACACAGAUUUUUAAGGAUUGUAGAUAAUUACAGAUAGCUGGCCCUGCGUGUGCUGAAGCUUUUUUGGUUUUGUUUUUUUUCCUCAGUGUCAGAGUUAUUCUAAUUCAUUGUGAUAGAUCUGAAGCUUUCUGUGCCUUGGCAUCAGGAAAAGGCCAUAGUGAUGCUGCCUUUUCCUUGCCCCAUUCUCUGGAAUCUUCUCAGUCUUGAAUUCAUGGCAUAGAAGAUUCCACUCUGUUUUCCUUGUUCCUGCUCUUUGGUGUGAGACUUAAUCCUGCACUGUUCUCUGAUGCUGCUUCUUUUUCUUCCACAGCAGCUGCAGAGUAGAAGUGGUUCAUGUCGGCUUUUCACUGCUAUUAUUCACUUGAUAGCAACAAUGAAAAUUUCCCACUUUUUGGUCUGUUGUAUGUAUGGAAAACGGCGAAAACUCCAGGGUCUGUAUUUUCAGAAAAGAAAAAUGCAUUGAAGAGCAUUGGAGAGGCUCUUACAAGUUGAACAGCAGAGGGCAGGAAGGCCAGGAAAAUCAUAGGUCACUUUGGCUGAUUUAGGCCUGGAGGUUUAUUUACUAAAGGACAGGAUGGUAUUACAUCCACUUUGUCAGUGAGUUUCUCAGAAACUGUGGAAGUUUUUAAAUCUUUACAAAUUUAGUGUUUUUUGGAAGUUGAGGGUAUGGACAACUUCUGUCUGACAACUGAAGUUAAAUAUUGGGUAGGUAAACUGUUUGAGACCUUUAUUACUUUAUUUAACAAGAGAUUGUUGAACAGAAUUUCUUUUAAAACCUGAUUUCCUCUUCUACACUGGCAUGCAGAGUAAAGGGGGGAUUUGUUUUUCUUUUGCUAAUAAGUUUGCUUGCACAAUCACAAGUUAAUAGUUAGAAGUUAAUGUAUUCAAGGAAAAAUCUGCUUUUGCAUAGCACCAUCUCUGUGUCACUCAGCUGAACUGUGGCUGCUCCCUGGUUCUGCUUCUUGUGUACUUUUCAAGUCAACUGCCAGGAAAAUUUCAUCCAGAUGUUUCUUAUAAGGGGUUUAAUCAGCUGCACGGAGUCGGGAAUUUUUGUUGUCCAAUUUGCAGUGGGGGUCAGAGAUAUCUGAGGGGAUGGCAUGUAAAAAGGUUAAAUGCCCUUCCCUUCCCAGGAGAUUCAUGAGCAAAUGUUUCUACUGGCAAAAGCAAAUGUCGAUUAUUUCAUUUCUUUUCUUGAAAAAGGAUUCCACCCAAAAAGAUGUGCUGGGCUCUAGCCUCCACUUUAACAUAUGGGUCUCUUUUAACAUGAUAAAUAUCUGUUUGUACAUGAUCAUAAAUAGAUAAUGGAUUUUAGGGAUUUCUUUCUGAGUCGUGUCCAGCUUUGUACUACAUUAAAAAGAGAGUAACACAAACGUGCAUUACUGUCUGACUUUCCAGCCAAGGUAAUAAUGGGAUAUCACAUACCAGCAUUGGCCAGCCAAGCAUGAUGGCCACUGGAAGCAUAGAGAAUCAUGAACAUGUUGUAAAAUACAUUUAAAAUCAAAGGACUGCUAAGAACUGACCAGUGUUGUCCCAUAGCUGUGUUCCAAAAGCGUGAAGGUCACUUGUGGACAUCAGGAGGGCUUUACGUAUGUAAUUAGCAUUGUGUUGGUUAUAAUCACAUCAAAUAUUAAUCUAAAUAAUAACUUUAUUUUCCAGAUUAAAUUAACCCAUCCUGGGUAUUGAAUUGCUUAUGCUGUUUUGUCACUCUUGAGAGGAAAAUAAGAAUCACCACAUGUUUGGGAUGCUUCUUUUUGUUCUCUUUCUUUUGAAGUCAAAGUAUUUGAUUUACCUUCCAUACAACAGCAAAAUCUUUCAACAAAAUGGCUCCAGGAAGAGGGCAGAAUAUCAAGCUGAAAACAAGUCUAAAAAAACAUAAAAACAACUUUGCUUGUGCACACAGUCAGAUUGAAGUAGAUGUGUGUUGGAAUACAAGUCAGAAUACUCAAAGAAUGUUAACAAAGUGAUAUUUUGACAUUCUUGGUUUUGGAGGGAAAGGGUGUCUGCGUGAGACAUGAAAUGAACCACUUUAGGACAUGCCAUUUACCUAUGAAGUCCAGGCAGUGUGUGGUUCUGGAUUCCAUCAUACAUUGUAGAGGACGGAAGGUAGGACUGUAAAGAAUUUUAUUGCGUUAUCUUUUUUUUUGUUGUUCCUUUUACUAUGGAGCAAGUGUCUGUAUUGAGACUUGUGAGCCAAAGGAACUGUAGACAACAUGAAUGAUUAACUAUCUUUUGUUUCCAGAACACUUUUCAGCCUUUUUUCUUUCCUCAUUUCCUUCCCUUUGCCAACCAUUGUUAGCAGAUACUUCAGGGGAUAUACAAAAUACUUGAAAAAAAUUAAACUUCUGCAAAAUUUGUUAAAUCCCAUUGAUCCUGAAACCAUGGAACCUAUCUCUAGGUCUAUUUCUAUGUCUAGAACAUUCCUAUCUCUAGAACAAAGUUUCUUAUUUAACAUAUGCAGGUGAUAAAGAACUCCAAAAGCCCUCACUUUUGUCUGAAGUUUGAGAGGAACCUUUCUGUGAUUUACUACUUAAAAUGGGCAGAUUCCAAAAUGGUAUUUUGAAAUCCCCAGACCUUGCACUUAGGUUUGCUCAAAUGAUAGCCAAAAACAUACUAUGCAAUUGGGAUACUGAGCCCUAGUUCUGGUUUAUGCAGUAGUUGAUCUUUCAGUAGCGUUAGUCAGUCUCACAUUGGGUUCCUCAACAGUUUCUGCCUACAAAUGACAUAAAACAAGUCAAAGAGGUUGUUUAUCUUUGCAGCUCCAUACGGAAUCACAUUUCCUUCAUUGUGGCAAAGCAUGGAGUAGGUAUUGGUACCAAGGUCUUGAUAGCGUGAAUGAAAACAGCACCCUCUUCUCUCACAUGUCAAGUCUAAACCCAAACAGAUGGGAAACAGUAAAUGUGGAUGUUCUGAUGUGCUAGAAGAAGCUAAACGCUAUGCCAGAUACCAGAAAGCCUUAGCAUAAAAUCAUAUCAUAAAAAGGAUGUAUGAACAGGCCAAGCUGCUUGCAUUUGACGUCUCUUCAACUGCUAUUACUUAUGUAAAAUGCAAACCACCCACCCCAUAAAACAAACAAAAAUCCACUGACAAAUAAAAUCGCAGUGUUAAAAUGACUGAGAACUAAAGAAGUGUUUGUGCACUAGGUGGAUAGAAACUUCGCUGGCAUGCAGAUCUAUUCAGGAUGCUCAAUAUAAAUGCACUGAGUUACUUUUAAAAUAGAAAAUGCAAUAUCUGUGCAGAUGUCAGCAACAUGUAUCUGACAGCCAUUACUGCAAGGUAAAGACUUUGUGGCGCUUUCUGCAGCAGAGAACAAGUGUGUCCCCUUAUUUAGUCUGGUUUAUUUAGAUAUUUAGUCUGGCUGUUUUAAUUUUCAGUCCUUUUUUGUCCUCACGAUGGAUAGGCCUAUGAAUUUUUCACAAGCUCGCUUACCAUUGAAGGUGAUGACCUGGGAAUUGCGCCUCAUUUUCAGAUGUUUUCAGCAUGAUUGUGUUAGUAAAGCUGCACGUGUCCCUUUUUCUCUACUUUCUACACUCAGAGAUUGUGGAAAUGGACCUCGGAGGAGGAUGGAUGGUGCUUCAAAAGGAGAAGACUGUGUACAAACAGGUUGUUUUCAGAAAACAGAACAGUAGCCUCUGAAGAAAAUAGGAAACAAUAAAUAUUUACACAAAAGCUCACAAGGUAAAGAAAUGGACGUAGAACAAUCUAAGUUAGGUUCUGUUCUUUGAUCGUGGCUUUAGUUUUUUUAUUGUUGACAAACAUUUUGUGGAAAUCGCUUUGGGUUGUACUUGCUGUUGGUAAUGCACUUUGCGUAAAAACCACCUGAGAUAUUUUGGUUUUAGAAAGAGACCGUGCAGAUUUCUUCUGAUGAUUAAACACAAAGGUAACAGCCCACGUUUGUAAUGACGAGGGGGAGAUCACUGUGUUACGCUGUCAGGUUGGGUUGCAGGAUGGUCACCUUUGUAGAAGCCUAAAAUAGUGAACUGUGGGUUGGCUUUGAGGGCAGAGAAUUGACAAAUGCAAAGCAUGCAUUGAUGACAAGAAGAAUCUCUUCCUAACUUGAAGAAUUAUGUAUAACGUUCUCUUAGGCUGCACUGAAUUUGCAUUAAAAAUAGUAAUAAAUCUUACUGUUUAGGUCAAA
Molecule: messenger RNA, 8807 nt
Organism: Coturnix japonica (Japanese quail)
Lineage: Eukaryota; Metazoa; Chordata; Aves; Galliformes; Phasianidae
Gene: IPO8
Product: importin 8
Biological process (GO): protein import into nucleus
Cellular component (GO): cytosol; nuclear envelope
Molecular function (GO): small GTPase binding
Source: RefSeq, a predicted model, not a curated record